AUGUCCCGCCCACAACCCGCCAGGGCACGCCCCAGCCCGCCAGGCCCCGCCCACGACCCGCUCGGCCCCUCCCACAACCCGCCAGGCCCCGCCCACAACCCGCCAGAUCGCGCCCCCACCCCGUCAGGCCCCGCCCACAACCCGCCAGGACAUGGCCCCAGCCCGUCAGGGCACGCCCCAGCCCGUCAGGCCCCGCCCACGACCCCACGGGACACGCCCCCACCCCGUCGGGCUCCGCCCACAACCCGCCAGGCUCCACCCCCAACCCGCCAGGCUCCGCCCACGACCCCACAUGACACGCCCCCAUCAGGCCCCUCCCCCACCCCGCCAGGCCCCGCCCCAGCCCGUCAGGCUCCGCCCACAACCCUACAGGCUCCGCCCCCAACCCGCCAGGCUCCGCCCACGACCCCACAUGACACGCCCCCAUCAGGCCCCGCCCACAUCCCGCCAGGCCCCGCCCGCAUCCCGCCAUGUCCCGCCCACAACCCGCCAGGGUACGCCCCUGCCCGCCAGGCCCCGCCCACGACCCGCUCGGCCCCUCCCACAGCCCGCCAGGCCCCGCCCACAACCCGCCAGGGCACGCCCCAUCCCGCCAGGAUCCGCCCACAAAACCGCCAGGCUCCGCCCACAACCCGGCAGGUCACGCCCCCAACCGCGUCAGGCUCCUCCCACAACCCACCGGGCUCCGCCAACACCCCAGCAGGCCCCGCCCACAACCCGCCAGGUCACGCCCCCACCCCGUCAGGCUCCGCCCACAACCCGCCAGGUCACGCCCCCACCCCGUCAGGCUCCGCCCACAACCCGCCAGGGCACGCCCCAGCCCGUCAGGCUCCGCCCACAACCCGCCAGGGCACGCCCCAGCCCGCCAGGCUCCGCCCACAACCCGCCAGGACACGCCCACACCCCGUCAGGCUCCGCCCACAACCCGCCAGGCUCCGCCCCCCAACCCGCCAGGCUCCGCCCACGACUCCACAGGACACGCCCCCACCAGGCCCCGCCCACAUCCCCCCAGGCCCCGUCCACAUCCCGCCAGGGCACGCCCAAGCCCGCCAGGCUCCGCCCACAACACGCCAGGAUCCGCCCACGACCCGCUCGGCCCCGCCCACAUCCCGCCAGGCUCCGCCCACGACCCCACAGGACACGCCCCCACCAGGCCCCGCCCAUAUCCCCGCCAGGCCCCGCCCACAUCCCGCCAGGCCCCGCCCACAACCCGCCAGGCUCCGCCAGCACCCCGUCAGGCCCCGCCCAUAUCCCGCUAGACCCCGCCCACAACCCGCCAGGGCACGCCCCAGCCCGCCAGGGCACGCCCCAGCCCGCCAGGCUCCGCCCACAACCCGCCAGGACACGCCCCCACCCCGUCAGGCUCCGCCCACGACCCACCAGGUCCCGCCCACAACCCGCCAGGACACGCCCCCACCUCCGUCAGACUCCGCCCGCAGCCCGUCAGGCUCCGCCCACAACCCGCCAGGGCACGCCCGCAGCCCGUCAGGCUCCGCCCACAACCCGCCAGGCCCCUCCCACAUCCCGCCAGGGCACGCCGCAGCCCGUCAGGCUCCGCCCACAGCCCGCCAGGCCCCGCCCACAAACCUCCAGGACACGCCCCCACCCCGUCAGGCCCCGCCCACAACCCGCCAGGGCACGCCCGCAGCCCGUCAGGCUCCGCCCACAACCCGGCACGACACGCCCCCAGUCCGUCAGGCUCCUCCUACAAUCCUCCAUGACACGCCCACAACCCUCCAGGGCACGCCCCAGCCCGUCAGGCUCCGCCCACAACCCUCCAGGACACGCCCCAGCCCGUCAGGCUCCACCCACAGCCCCCAGGACACGCCCCCAGCCCGUCCGGCUCCGCCCCAGCACCCAAGGCCCCGCCCCCGUCCUUCAGGCCCCGCCCCCUCCCCCAAGGACACGCCCCCAGCCCGUCCGGCUCCGCCCCAGCCCAAAAGGACACGCCCCACAAACCCGCUAGGACACGCCCCCAAUCGCCAGGCUCCGCCCACAACCCGCCAGGCUCCGCCCCAGUCCGAUAGGACACGCCCCCAUUCGCCAGGCUCCGCCCCCAGCCCGACAAAGACGCGCCCCCGCUAUCCAGACUAUAGGCCCCUUAAGGGCUAG
Tachyglossus aculeatus (Australian echidna) is the source of this 2112-nucleotide messenger RNA. Its product is annotated as basic proline-rich protein-like. NCBI's taxonomy places the organism in Eukaryota, Metazoa, Chordata, Mammalia, Monotremata, Tachyglossidae. The record is from RefSeq and is a predicted model, not a curated record. The coding region runs from base 1 to 2112 and encodes 703 amino acids. The transcript is spliced from 3 exons.